CACAAGACUGCUAAAAGGGUCCAAAGUCCAGACGACAGUUCACCUCCAUUUUCUUCAGAUCAGCUAGGGUAUUUUAACAAGAGGCAAGACACUCAAUUAAAAGCCAUGAUUUCUACAAAAGCUUGUAAAACUGGAUGGACAUAUGGUUCAAGACUUACAGCGGCAUACACCCGUACAUUUGCUGCAUCUGCACAAAAUCAACAGAAGAAAAAUGGAAAACAGAAUAUUGUACUUGUUGAUGGUGUACGAACUCCUUUUCUUAUGGCAUUCACCAGCUACAAAGGAAUGAUGCCACAUGACCUUGGACGUGAAGCAUUAAUGGGACUGCUGAAUCGUAUUGAUAUACCAGCAUCCCAUGUUGAAUAUGUUGUGAUGGGAUCCGUUAUACAGGAAGUUAAGACUGCAAAUAUUGCAAGAGAGGCCAUGUUAAGUUGUGGGUUUCCUUUAAGCACACCUGCUCACACUGUGACAAUGGCGUGUAUUUCCAGUAACCAAGCCAUCACUACAGGUAUGGGACUCAUCUACUCUGGCCAAUGUGAUUCAGUAGUUGCAGGUGGCAUUGAAUUCAUGUCUGAUGUUCCAAUCAGAUUGAACAGAGAUUUGAGAAAGAAGCUUCUCACAAUGAACAGAGCAAAAAGUGUUGGACAGCGGUUAGGCAUAAUUUCGUCCAUUCGACCAAAGCAUUUAUCGCCUGAGUUGCCAGCCAUUGCUGAAUUCUCAACUGGUGAAACUAUGGGACAGAGUGGAGAUAGGUUGGCUUCAGCAUUUAGUGUCUCUCGCCAGGAACAGGAUGAAUAUGCGCUUAGAUCUCAUCAACUGGCUUUAAAGGCGCAGAAGGAGGGUCUAUUGAAUGAUGUGAUUUCAUUUAAAGUUCCAGGUGGUGAAUUUGUAUCCAAAGAUAAUGGUAUCAAAGAUUCUACUAUGGAAAAAAUGACAAAACUAAAACCUGCUUUCAUUAAACCACAUGGGACUGUAACAGCUGCUAAUGCAUCAUUCUUGACUGAUGGUGCAUCUGCUUGCUUGCUGAUGACUGAAGAAAGAGCUCUCGCAUCUGGUUUCAAACCAAAGGCUUAUUUAAGGGAAUAUACGUAUGCUUCUCAAGAUCCAAAGGAUCAGUUGUUGCUUGGCCCAACCUACUCGACUGCUAAAUUGCUGGACAGAACUGGACACAAAUUAAAUGAUUUUGACGUUGUGGAAAUCCAUGAAGCAUUUGCUGGCCAAGUUUUAGCCAAUUUUAAAGCCAUGGAUUCAGAUUAUUUUGCAACGGAAGAAAUGAAACGAAAGGAGAAGGUUGGUACUAUUGACAUGAACCGAGUAAACACAUGGGGAGGGAGUCUUUCUAUUGGUCAUCCAUUUGGUGCAACAGGUGUUCGACUUGCUACUACAGCUGCAAACAGAUUGAUUAAGGAAGACAAACAACUUGCUCUUAUAACAGCCUGUGCUGCUGGAGGACUGGGUCAUGCAAUGAUCGUGGAGAGAUAUCCAUCAAAAUAGAGUGUACAUUUUGUUUCUACUUGUAUAUCGUGUUAUAAAUAAUAUUUGUAGUAUUUUUGUACUUUGAAACAUGCUGUUAAGUAACUCUCAAUAAUCACUCUCGUUAUUAACAUUUUCGCUAUAAAAACUGUCGCUAAAUAAAAGGAUUAUUACGAUAAAAAGGAAGAUAAUAGUAUGUAUAUAUAAUAUAAAAUGUAAAAAAAUAUGCAUUUUACAA
Molecule: messenger RNA, 1711 nt
Organism: Hydractinia symbiolongicarpus
Lineage: Eukaryota; Metazoa; Cnidaria; Hydrozoa; Anthoathecata; Hydractiniidae
Product: trifunctional enzyme subunit beta, mitochondrial-like
Exons: 19
Coding region: 106-1494 (462 amino acids)
Biological process (GO): fatty acid beta-oxidation
Molecular function (GO): acyltransferase activity, transferring groups other than amino-acyl groups
Source: RefSeq, a predicted model, not a curated record